UGAGGAAGACAAGACCAGGCGGACAGGCUGGCAGACAGACCUGUCCGAUUCACAACUCGCAAUCCGCGACCGGUGCUUGUAUUUCAGCUGCUGUUUCGCACUUCUACCGCUAACAUAUAUUUGAGAGAAUACCAGAAGCAGAUUCGUACGGCGUAGCAGCAAAAUCGGAUCGGUGUAGAAAACAGCACGCAACGCGAGAGAAGCAAAGAGAGAGAGAGAGAGAGAAAGAGAGAGAGAGAGAGAGAGGGACAAAGGGUGGGAGGGAGAGAGAGGGGGGAGAGAGAGUGGGAGAGAUAGAGUACGAGAGCGAGCGAGAGAGAGAGAGAGAGAGAGAGAGAGAGAGAGAGAGAGAGCGAGAGAGAGAGAACGAAAGAGAGCAAACGAGCGCCGUUACGAUAAAAGAGAAGUUUUUCGGAGCGUGUUCAGAAGCGUUCAAUGGUCGAAGCAGCUAUGCGCCACGCCGUCGUAGGGCUCCUAGCUAGCUAGUUCCAACUACGGGAGGUCUCUCGGGCCGCAGUUACGACCUCGAGAACGAGCGGGUUCACCUCGCGAAGAUGACCAUAAUAGUCUUUUUGAUCGACACAUCGGCCUCCAUGAAUCAGAGGGUUUAUUUGGGCGGGCGGCCCACGCUUUUGGAUGUAGCCAAGAGCGCAGUGGAGACUUUCGUGAAGGUACGACAAAGAUCACCGGAGAGCCGCGGAGAUCGUUAUAUGCUCCUGACCUUCGAAGAUCCGCCCCAGAAUAUCAAGGCUGGUUGGAAGGAAAAUUUGGCGACGUUCAUGAACGAAUUGAAAAAUUUACAAUGUGUUGGCCUUACGACUUUAGGUGCCGCAUUAAAACAUGCUUUGGAUGUUUUAAAUAUAAAUCGGAUGCAAACUGGGAUUGAUACGUAUGGUCAAGGAAGAUGUCCGUUUUAUUUAGAGCCAUCUGUAAUUGUUGUUAUAACAGAUGGUGGAAAAUAUACGACCAACAGUGGAGUACAUCAAGAUUUUACUUUGCCAAUGCAUUCUCCUAUACCUGGAUCAGAAUUAACAAAGGAACCAUUUAGAUGGGACCAAAGACUAUUUUCUUUGGUGUUAAGAUUAUCGGGAACACCGGCCGUCGAACGAGAUACGGGUUUAGUUGCAAGUGAUUCAUCACCGAUAGAUGCAAUGUGUGAAGUAACCGGAGGUCGCUCAUACUGCAUAACAUCCUUCAGAAUGAUGAUGCAAUGCAUUGAUUCGUUAGUACAAAAAGUCCAAUCCGGCGUAGUAAUAAAUUUUGAAAAGAUUGGACCAGAUCCUCCACCGCUUUCUAAUGAGGUACAACAUCAGGAUGAAGAUGAGAAUGAAGAUGAAAAUAAUACUAACAAUGGCCCUAGAACUCAAUAUUCUACAAAUCCAACAAUACCAGGAAACACAGCAUGGCAUUCUUGUAGAAGAUUGAUUUAUGUUCCACGUUCGGCACAGAAAGGAUUUGCAGUUGGCUUUUGGCCAAUUCCAGAAAGUUUUUGGCCAGACUUAAGUGCUAGUUCACUGCCACCAAGAUCUGCACAUCCCAAUGUCAAGUUUACCUGUACCAGUCAAGAACCAAUGGUGAUAGAAAAUCUACCAUUUGAUAAAUAUGAAUUGGAGCCCAGCCCACUAACGCAGUACAUUUUAGCCAGAAAACAACCAACAAUAUGUUGGCAAGUAUUUGUAGCAAAUUCUUAUAAGUCCAGUGAGGUUGGUCAUCCUUUUGGAUAUUUGAAAGCAAGCACAAACUUAACUUGUGUAAAUUUAUUCGUUAUGCCCUAUAAUUAUCCUGUGUUGUUACCGUUAUUGGAAGAAUUAUUUAAAGUGCAUAGGCUAAAACCAACAAACGAAUGGAGAACACAAUUUCAGAAUUAUAUGAGAACCAUGCCUACUUAUUAUGCUGCAUCAUUAAGGAGAGCAUUAACGAGAAUGGGUGCACCUACUCCAUUAGCACAAACUUUAAUACCUGAUAACAUGGAUAAUUCUCUAUCAUAUAGUGUUUUAAAUUAUUUAAAACGCUUGAAAAAUCAAGCUAAAAUAGAGUUUGAUAGAUUAUGCAACGAAGUUAUUUCCAAACAAGUUGCAGCUGCUAAUAUGACCAAAAAUUUAACAAAUGCUAGUACAACUACCAUAACAGAAGGCGUUAGAGUUAUUCCUAGAACACCGUUAAAAAAAGAUUUGGUAUCACAUCCUUUAUUACAAGACAAAUUCACAGGACUUAGAGAUCAAUUAAAUGAAUUUGGUGGAUUUGUAGUUGGUUUAGUAAAAAAUCAACAACAACAGCGUGGUGCACAGAGCUAUCGUAAUGCUUUUGAUGUCCCAAGAAAAUCACUUUUGGAUCAAGUUGUGAGAAUGCGUGCAAAUUUUUUGCAACCAGGAUUAUUACACACAAAAUUAUUGGAUGAUGACUAUGUUCAUUCGAUGCCUUUAGCACAGAUGGGAAAUUAUCAGGAAUAUUUAAAAAGGAUGACACCACCUUUAAGAGAGAUUGAAAGCGUACCUGUUAGACAACAUAUGUUUGGUAAUCCUUUUAAAAUAGAUAAACGGAUGAUGGUAGAUGAAGCAGAUAUCGAUAUGGUUGGAGCAACAUCUUCUACAUCAAAAGGUGGUAUAAAGCGUUCGUUACCACCAGCCGAUGGAGGAGGGACACCCGUUCCAAGACCACCUCCAAAUAAAAGAAAACCAGGCCCUAUUCCGAAAGAUGUAAUUGUACGAAGACCUUCAUAUUCUCCUGCUAAUACACCUCCAAGUUCUCCAAUACCUUGGAUGGAUGAAACCAAAAAUCAAGUGCUCUCGAAUCUUGAACUAAACACUUCACCAAACUUAAUGAAUGCAAGUCAUGUAACAAAUACACCAUGUGCAAGUUCACAAGAAAAAUUAGUGAACGGACUUGCGGAAAUGCCAACAAUACCUAUUUUUGAAGCUAUUUCAGCCGAACAUAUUAAUAAUCAUAUGGAUAGUCCACCUACUUUAACACCAAUUGUAGUUAAUAAUGUUGACAGCUUGAAAAGUGAUGUUAAAAGUGAAAGGAUAGAUCUUGUUAAUGUGGAAAGUAAUAGACUGCCUUCUAAUGAUAGCAGCGAAAAUAGUGUAAAAAUUGAAAGUGCAGUUGAAGAAAGGUUAACGAAUCACGUUGAAGAGAAACGAGAACCGAAGAUAGAAAAAGAAAAGGUCUUUACGAAAAAAGAAUUAGAGGAUAUAAGAAGACACAAUUUAUCGGUCAGAGAACUUGUUUAUAAAGAAGUACGAAGACGGGGAACAAAUCACGCAACAUUAUUUUCGCAUCUGCACCAAAUUCAAGGAACAUUGGAUAUUCGACUUGCAUUUGUGAAAGACAUUGUUAAAGAAUCAUUACGCUUUAAAAGACGUAAUUUAGCAACAUUAUUAGAAGAAUAUCUUAAGACUAUACAAGAAGACGUUUGGACAGUGAAUCACAAGGUGAAUCACAAUGGUGCCACAAAAAUAAGCUAGGCAUUAAUCGUCUUGUAAAAAAGGAUUGUUUUAAAGAAGGCAUGAAGCUCUUUUUGAAAUGACUUAUAAAAAAAAGUCAAUAGAGUAUAAAGCACAUGCUGUGCAUACUUUUAACUUUAAAAAAGAAACAAAAAAAAAGGAAAGAAAAGAAAAGAAGAAGAAGAUUAGUAAUAUUCAAAAAUAAAUAUUGCAAAAUGCUUGAAUAGUAGCAGCAAUUUCUAUUGAUAAAUGCACUUUAGGUGUUAACCAAGAAGAUACCACUCUUUUAUAUCGUUUAAUUAAUAUUUUUAUUUUAUGAGUGUUCAGUUGGUAGAAAAUUUGUUUUUUUGUUGUUAUCUGUAUAUACUUAAAAACUUAUAUUAUGACAAUAAAUUCUUCCUAAAGUUGGAAUUUGCAGAUUUUU
Molecule: messenger RNA, 3867 nt
Organism: Vespa velutina
Lineage: Eukaryota; Metazoa; Arthropoda; Insecta; Hymenoptera; Vespidae
Gene: IntS6
Product: integrator complex subunit 6
Exons: 9
Coding region: 555-3464 (969 amino acids)
Biological process (GO): snRNA 3'-end processing
Cellular component (GO): integrator complex
Source: RefSeq, a predicted model, not a curated record